This is a messenger RNA of Staurois parvus, 474 nucleotides long. The record is from the annotation of a GenBank genome assembly. NCBI's taxonomy places the organism in Eukaryota, Metazoa, Chordata, Amphibia, Anura, Ranidae.
AUGACCCGUGUGCUCGUACAGAUACGUAUCACGUCACUGACUGUUCUCCUUCCUGUAGAUUUCCUCCUGGCCGGGGUUCCUCAGAAGUUAAAGUUUACAGUGACAACUGGACAUUAUCGGGUGAAGGAGGGGGACACCCUGCAGCUCAGUAAUGCCGAUACGAUGCUCAUUAUCCCCGCACCGGACACGAAGGCGUCCGUCUACCAGAACAGUCAUGGUGAUGUGUCAUUAAGUCCUCUGACCAUCCAUCGAUCGGACAAAGUGACCAGCAUCGCUCUCCCGCCAGCCCCCCCUUAUCAUCUCAUGGAGUUUGAACUGGACGUGGUUUGUCUGUUACCGGAAACAGGACGUUUAUUGAAUGGCGAAGUUCCGCGCAGGGGAAAGGAUACGCCCGACUCCCGGGGGAACGUUGCGGAGCAGCGGGUGAGUGACGACGUCUUAUACAUAACUACUGGGAGUCCUCAAUGGCACUGA